This is a messenger RNA of Cornus florida, 3730 nucleotides long. RefSeq lists its product as uncharacterized. The coding region runs from base 558 to 2921 and encodes 787 amino acids. The transcript has 3 exons. The record is from RefSeq and is a predicted model, not a curated record. NCBI's taxonomy places the organism in Eukaryota, Viridiplantae, Streptophyta, Magnoliopsida, Cornales, Cornaceae.
GGAUGUUUGGGACAAAAUGAAAAUUACAGAUGAUUUGAAGCUCCCGCUGCUCCUGAAAUUUUCACUCUCGUUCCCGCUGCUCUCUCUCUCUCUCUGUCUCUCUCUCUGUAUGUAUAUAUAAUAUAUAUAUAUAUAUAAACAUUCAGUUUCAUUUCCUCUUGUUUCUCUCUCCUCUCUCCUCUCUCCUAGGUCUUUCUUCAAACCCUAGCUGGGCAUGUGAUUGAGUUGUUAUUUCACUGGGAGUUGCUGAAAGCAGCUUAUAUUCUGUGAAGGAGAACAACAGUGCCUGAUUAAUCUUUGGAUUUUCUCUGGCCUAUUUAGGAGAUCUCUUGACGGUACUAGAUUUUGUCUAGUUUUUAUUCUCUUCCAAGAUGAGCUCAAUGAGUGAAAAUUUGCGAUGAUUGGACUUUGGAGGGACAAGGAAAUUCAUGUACCGGUCCUUUGAUUGGGUUGUGUUAUCAAAGAGAGUAUGAAAAAGAAACCUUGCAUUUUUCUGUGAUGUACUAAAUAUGAGGAAUCUGAAUAUUUGAAAUUUAGAUAUUGUAUCACUAUUACCAAUGGAGUGCAACAAAGAAGAGGCCAUCAGGGCCAAGGAAAUUGCAGAGAAGAAGAUGCAAAAUAAUGACUUUGAUGGAGCUCGGAAAAUUGCAUUGAAGGCUCAACAACUUUUCCCUGAGCUUGAGAACAUUUCUCAGCUGCUAGCCGUCUGCAAUGUUCACUGUUCAGCUCAAAACAAAAUAAAUGGGGCUGAAAAAGACUGGUAUGGAAUCCUUCAAGUUGAAAAAAUGGCUGAUGAGGCCACAAUAAAAAAACAAUUCCGAAGAUUUGCACUUGUACUUCAUCCUGAUAAGAACCAACAUCCUGGUGCUGAAGCUGCUUUUAAGCUGAUUGGGGAGGCAUAUACGGUGCUUUCUGACAAAGGGAAGCGGUCUUUGCAUGACAGCAAAUGCAGAGUUUCUGUGAGAACUGCUGCUUCAAAGCCGCCACCUCAUCAGGCAAAUCGGAACCCUCAUGUCAGGAAACAAUAUGUAGCCCAGAAUAAUAUUUCCAGUGGUUCCAAAACUCAUUUCAAUCAUCAUCAACCAGCACAACCAGGUUUGUCCGAUGGCCGCCCUGUGUUCUGGACAAGCUGCCCUUUUUGUUAUAUAAAGUACCAGUACUACAGAGAUCUUGUGAACAGAGCAUUGCGCUGUCAAAAUUGUCUUAAACCUUUCAUUGCAUAUGAUUUGGGGGCUCAAGGUGUACCGCCGGUAUCAAACUGGGGUCAACCUGGAGUUUCCAUGCACACACCAAAUCAGGGGGCCUCAACAGUGGGUUUGCAAGGUACUGCUGGGUUCCCGCAUUCCCAUAUGGGAUCCCAGGGAAGCACUGCUGGGGUUGUUGGGGGUUUUAAAAACAAGGAGAAAGAAGAUGAGCAUGUGACUACAAAAGGUGGGAAGGAAGGGGUGCGGGCACCCAACUUUGUUGCAGCAAAAUCAAAGGAAUCCAAAACUUCGAGAAACACAAGCAGGAAGAGGAAGAUGGUUGUGGAAUCUAGUGAAAGUGGUGAUACUUCAAGUAGUGCUGACAUGGAAGAUGUGGUAAUUCAAGAAAAUGGUGGCAAUCCUGCUGGGCAUAACCCUGAACCCAAUGAUGUACGUCAGCAUAGGAGGUCUUCUCGGCAGAAGCAGAAUGUCUCUUACAAUGAAAAUGUAAGUGAUGAUGACUUUGUGAGCCCUCCAAAAAGGUCAAGGGGGAGUGGAUCAUCCCGGAACAGUGAAGAACAAAAAGAAGAAGCUUUAGACAAUGAAGCAUCUAAAACUGAAAAUUCAGCUUGUUCUGCUACUGCUUUAGGUAAAGAUAAGGAAGAGAUUAAACAAAAAGUAAGUGCUACUCCUGAGAGAAGCUUGCCAAACAGAAAUGUUGAGAUUGACAGAGAAGCAGCAUUCACUGUUGAUCCUGAUGCUAAAAAAUCUGAGAUCAUUGGUGAUUCUGAAUCAAUUUCACCUUCAACUCCAGAUCCGGAAUUCUUUGAUACUCCUGAGCCAGAAUUCAGUGAUUUUGAUGAGGCUAAGGAAGAAAGAUGUUUUGCUGUUGAUCAAAUCUGGGCUUGUUAUGAUACCGUAGACGGCAUGCCAAGAUUCUACGCCCGGGUCAGGAAAGUAUUUUCACAUGAAUUUAAGCUGAAGAUCACUUGGCUAGAGGUUUACCCAGAGGACGAACGUGAAAUUGUUUGGGUAAAUGAGGGUUUGCCUGUUGCUUGUGGCAAAUUUGUACUGGGUAACACUGAAGAUACAGCUGAUCGUCUUAUGUUCUCUCAUCAGGUUCGAUAUGAAAAAGGUAGUCGUAGAUGCUCUUAUGUGGUGCAUCCUAGAAAAGGAGAAAUUUGGGCCCUCUUCAAGGACUGGGAUAUUACGUGGAGUUCUGACGCAGAAAAUCAUAAGACGUACCACUUUGAAAUUGUGGAAGUUCUCUCUGAUUUCAAUGCUGGAGUAUCGGUUGCUUACUUGGAUAAAUUGGCAGGAUUCGUGAGUCUGUUUGAGCGAACAACCCGAAAAGGGUUUGAUUCAGUUUGGAUACCUUAUAGUGAGCUUCUUAGAUUUUCCCAUCAAAUUCCCUCGUUCAGAAUGACUGGCAUGGAAAGAGAAGGUGUCCCAGAAGGAUCUUUUGAACUUGAUCCUGCUUCCCUCCCCAGCAAUCUCUUUGAGCUUUGUCAUUCUGGCAAUGUGAAGAUGGAGACUGAAAGCAAGGAUGCCAAAGUCAGUGGUUCAUGUCCUAAAUCUCCAGAGGAAAAAGAGGAAUCCAAGAUGGGUGCCAGCAGGAUGACCACACCAAAGAAGAAUGUGGAUUUUGAAGGCAAGGGGGAUUCUGAAAGGGAGUUAUCUAGACUUCGAAGAUCCCCGAGGGAAUUGGGAAACAUUUUUAUGAAGCAUGCCAAGUGAAUGCAAGUCAAGGUGUGACUUGAGGUCAAACUGCAAAGCAUUUAGAUGGUACUAAUACAAUAGACAUGAUGGCCUUGUUCCAUUUAGAGGUGUUUUAUGUCAGGCUGAUGAGAAAUAAUUUUGCAUAUGAAGGAUGCAAGUUCCAACCGUUUUAUGAAGAGCCCUAGCAUUCCUCCAUCAUCUUCAGGUAGCAAAAUUGCAGGAGAGUUUUACAUCUUUGGUGGGGGCUAAUCUGAGGGAAGGUUUAAGCUAGGUCAGAUUUGGGCAUUGUGUAGGAUCAAUAAGGAUGAAUUAUCUAAGAGCUAUAGUCUGGUUAAUAUUCCCCUCUCAGAGUGCUCGUGACAUUGCUUGAAUUAUGUAUGCAGCCUGGUUGCUGUGGAACACUCAAACUUCAAAGUGACGAAACUGCAGUCUUAUUACCCAGUGCUGGUUUUACCUGUUUUGAUCUGAAGAAUUGCAAAUAUUACAGUUGAAAUUCUCAAAGAUAACGAGCACUGCACCUACGUUUCAUCUUUGGUAUGUAUGAAUGGUUUCAAGUCAGUUUUUAGGGCUCCGAGAAGACGGAUCAAAUGCUGGUAUUGUGGAGAUACUUUGGGUUGAGUUUUCCUGAUUGCCUCAUCAGAUACCAGUUUUUCAUCUCACGGGAGAAAGAUGACUGCCUGAGAGGCUGUUGGGAGCUUGAUCCUUCAUGAGUUCCAGGUAUUUUGUUUUGUAUAAAUUGAAGUUGCAGGAUGGUGAGAACUUAAUGCUGCAUGUUGAAUAUGGAAUGAACUAGAGUGGGCUUAAUGAAUAUGAUCCGUUUCCUAUUU